Messenger RNA from Ceratitis capitata (Mediterranean fruit fly), 1294 nucleotides. Its product is annotated as keratin, type II cytoskeletal 2 epidermal. The coding region runs from base 345 to 1256 and encodes 303 amino acids. The record is from RefSeq and is a predicted model, not a curated record. NCBI's taxonomy places the organism in Eukaryota, Metazoa, Arthropoda, Insecta, Diptera, Tephritidae. The transcript is spliced from 2 exons.
CGUAGAAAACACUGGAUUAUGGCAGCUCACCUUAUCAAAACCAAUUUAUAUGUUAAUAAAGCUAUGCGUAAAAGUAUAAUUAUUAGGAAGAUGCAGCAUUUUGUGACAUAAAUAAGUUCUGAGUUUUCUGUUAAGAGUGACUGACCCACUUGCUGCUUAAUUAAAAAAAAUAUAUAUAUAAAAUAAAAAAUUAAAAAAAUUUAUGGGAAAAUUGGUUUUAUGAUUACUGUUAAAUAUUAGUGAAAUUUACAUGAUUUUAAACGAAAAAAGCUCAUAUUCGAUUCAAAAUAUUCUGUAUAAAAGCUAGAGAAAUGCAGUGAAAUUUUUAGUAUAUUCUAGACAAGAUGCAUUGGAGGAGCCUAAUAACGUGCCUAUUUCUGGCCACUCUCGUGCCUACAAAAGGUACUAAUACCGUAAAGCAAGCAGAGGCACAGCUGCGUGUGACUGCCGCAGUGAACGUUGAAGAAGGACGUGAAAUUGUUAAAAAAGAUUUGGGUAAAACAAUGGAAAAUGAGCAGAAACAAUUAGAAAAUAAUGUAAAUUCGCCAAAUGAUAUAGAAAAAGUAGACUCCACUCUACAAUCAUACGCCGAAACUGCUGCAGACAACGACACCGUAAGCGUGGAUGCUGCGCUAGACAAGAAUCUCAACGUUAAAGCCAACGAACGCGCAGAGUUUCAGGCCAAAAGUUGUGAAAAUGUUGCCAGUAAACCAGUGGAGCGCGAAAACUUAAUUGCCAUGCCUAAACUUCAUCAUGGCGGUGGUGGUAAGCCCUAUCUGCAAGUAGUUAUGCCUACACAGUAUCCUUAUACCACAAGACCGCCACACUACCACCAACCUGGUUAUGGUGAUUAUGGUUAUGGUGGAGAUUAUGGUAACGCUGGUUAUCCUGGUUAUGGUGGCAAUCCCGGUUAUGGUGGUUACCCUGGUUAUGGCGGUUAUCCUGGUUAUGGCUACGGCGGCUAUCCUGGCUAUGGCGGUUAUCCGGGUUAUGGCUACGGCGGCUAUCCCGGCUUUGGCGCUUAUCCCGGUUUUGGCGGCUAUCCUUUCUUCAUCUAUCCUAAUGGCACAAUAGUUAGCUUUCCAUUCGCACGCUUUCGUAGUCUUAAUCUGGAUUUAGCGAAAUCUGCGAAGCAGACACAAAUAACCCCAUCUGAGCUGCCGAAAUCCGCUACGGUGGCUGGUGUGGUGAAGAAGGAAAAUGUGCAAGAGAAGCAAUCGUUGCCGGCAUUCUUUCGUUUUUUGAAUUUUGGCUAAGUUUGUGAAUAAAUAAAUCAAUUGUGCAGUUACAGCAU